UUUUUUGCUGCAUCUUCUCGUACACGUUUGUAGGGCAACAGCGGGAUAAUUCGCAAAUAGAAGAACGAUAUUGGUUGUGCAAAAUAUAUCGCUUCGAUAGAUUGAGGCAGCUGGUGUACCGUAACGGCUAAUAAGUAGUGUAACAAGAAUAAGCUUCCGUCUUCCCGACGCACACUAAAUCAUGCCGCGAGGAAAAUACGUAAACCAUAAGGGGCGCAACCGCAACUUCACGAAUCCGGAAGAACUAGAAGCACAACGUAAGAAGGAUGAGGAGGAAAAAAAAUGGCGCAAGACACGAGAACAAGGCUCGGAAGAUGACGAAGACGACGAGGAGGACAAUGAGGACGGCGAUGAAGAUGAUUCGGAUGAGUCCGAAUCCGAUGAUGAAAAUGCAAAAGGUGCACAGUCGGUAAUACAGAUUCAAAACCCGAACCGUGUGGCGAAAAAGUCGCACCGAAAGGUGAACGAAGUGGACGAGGACGAAGAACCACAGUUGACACGUCGGGAGAAGGAAGAGUUGGAAAAGCAGCGGGCAGCGGCGGCGUACCAGAAACGGCACGCAGAAGGUAAAACUGCACAGGCAAAAGCUGAUCUGGCACGAUUGGCAAUCAUCAAACAGCACCGUGCAGAAGCAGCGGCCAGACGUGAGGCUGAAAAGAAAGAUAAAGAAUCCAAAAUGAAGAGCACCGCAUCUUAGAGCAUAUCCAUUGGCAGCAGCUGUAGGGUUAUGGCAUUCGAGAUGAAUUUUCGUACGCACCUCUAGCUUCGCGAUUAAUACUGAUCACAUUGUACUGUCCCAAUUUUUUGUGAGGGCGGAUGAAUGUAAUGUGAUUCCCGUCUUGGAGCCAUUUCAGCUGACCACAAUCCCUAACUCCUAGUAGAUAAGUCGAUAAUGCCGUGAAACGUUCUUUUUCACUUCUUUCCCUAGAAGUUCAGCUAGAGUGUUGUACAUCGAUACGCAGUAAAGAUAAUUGUACGAUAAAUAUAAAAUUCUAAUCGGC
Anopheles funestus (African malaria mosquito) is the source of this 1001-nucleotide messenger RNA. RefSeq names its product 28 kDa heat- and acid-stable phosphoprotein-like. The coding region runs from base 182 to 697 and encodes 171 amino acids. Gene Ontology annotation, molecular function: RNA binding. NCBI's taxonomy places the organism in Eukaryota, Metazoa, Arthropoda, Insecta, Diptera, Culicidae. The transcript is spliced from 3 exons. The record is from RefSeq and is a predicted model, not a curated record. Gene Ontology annotation, cellular component: cytosol.